Messenger RNA from Varroa destructor (honeybee mite), 8749 nucleotides. It is a transcript of the gene Stacl, whose product is annotated as SH3 and cysteine-rich domain-containing protein. The record is from RefSeq and is a predicted model, not a curated record. Gene Ontology annotation, molecular function: protein binding. Gene Ontology annotation, biological process: positive regulation of protein localization to plasma membrane; skeletal muscle contraction; positive regulation of voltage-gated calcium channel activity. NCBI's taxonomy places the organism in Eukaryota, Metazoa, Arthropoda, Arachnida, Mesostigmata, Varroidae.
GUUUCGAAGAACCAAGAAGCGAGUUAUCCCAGCUCCUUCUCCGCCCAAACGACGACCUCCCAAAGAGAGCAGCCGAAUUCAACAUGUGUUCCAAGCUUCGCUACGACCACCUUAUAGUUGCCAUUACCUAAUUCGUUCAAGUGACGACGACGAUAACGACGAGACUAAACAAUCCGUUGUUCUAUGCUUUUUGUGUGCUGUUACGUGUCUGGGAAGUUAUCACCGAAUUCGUGUUUGUUUGAUGUGUACACCAGCGGUACCAUGUCUUUGACAUCUUUCGAUCUAUCCACCGGUCGACGGCAGACAGGUGACAGCGUUCUAUGUUUAUUUGUCGAUCUUUGUUAAUGCUAGAGCCUGCUGUCGUCAACGGGACCAAGGGGUUGGGUUAAGCUGCCAAAUAUUUUGAAACAAGUAAACGGAGUGGCGUCUGGAAGCAGAACGACACGCGCUGACUGCUGUAUCCUGUGCUCUUCAAUCCGAACCGUUCUCUCUUUCAAUCCCCGUAACCUACUAACAUCGCAUACGUUUGACAAGCAUUACAGCAUUGAUGAAUGACAUAAGACGCCAUUUACACAGUGCAUAAAAUGAAAUCGACUCGUGGGCCCGAUGAUAACCAGUAUAGCCAGCAGCUCCGUUUCGAGGACAGUGAUUUGGUGAUCGAUGAUCGCAUAAACAUUUCACUGAAACAAAAAAAUCGCCAAAAGGAAAAUACAUUCUGCCGAGAAGACGGGCCACAGAUUUCCACCAUUGUAGAAAUCGUAGUAAUAAGUGAAGACAAUGAGCGGAUGUUGCAAUUCGAAUAUUCUGUAGGUUACUACCUUUUGUCCUUCGCUUUAGGCCGAUUAUCUACGGUUUCAGAGCAGUCAGUUGAUCCAGGUCCCAGUGCCCUGUGCGAGUAAAUCAUUCAUCGUCGUCUAUGCUUCUUACGUGUUUAUGUCUUCUGGACUGCUAUUAUUUAGUGACGGACACUACAUACUGCUGGACUAAGGCUGCUAACAGACUAGAGUUUACCCGGAGAAGAGGGCCCAAGUGAGGCGGCGACGCGGCCCGUUUAUGCCUUUUCUGUAGCUUCUAACUUUUGUACGACCUUUCAAAAUCAUCAGUUGUAACGCCCUGGAACUAGCAGAGCCGUAACCAGAGCAAUAACGACAUCAACUUCAAUAACUUUAUGUUUUCAUCAACUCACCACCAGACGAUAUAUGAUUUCAUUCUUCUACAAGGCAUAUUGAUCAUAUUCAUCGAUUCAACUACCUACGGUUACUUUACCCGCAUCCAAUUUCCUUAGCCCAGCCAUUCCGUGAAGGCUUUAGUGAAUAAUGUGUGUAAAAAGAACAUUUAUGUUGAUAAUACUAUAUUAAUCAUAGUAAGCACAGUGUCGUUGUUAGUGGGCUCCUGCAGAUGUUAUCAGUUCACAGCGUAUAAGCCGAAACCUUUGUCCGCGUAUCUACGUCCAUUUUCUACGUAUGAAGCAGCAAAACACAUCGUUAUCAGGAAAAUGGAAAGCUAAAAAAUAUAGUAAAGCUAGUUCACAGCAAUUGUGCCAGUCAGUCGAAACAAAUAAAAAUUCGACCAUUAAGUAAACUCCAUCUAGCGGUCAUCAGUCCCUGUUCAGCCCUUAUGUCGUCUGUCGUCACCCGCCUACGAAUCAGCUUAGCUAAUGCCCAUUUUCUUCCUUCAGUUAAUUUUCGCUGCGAUCUUCAACGAAUUCCACCUGCCCAGAUUGAACUAAUGAUAACCCAUUCGCUCUUCCUCUAGCUCGCGUCGACGGUGCGUCAUACGUAAAGCGACAGUUUAUGCUCCACGGCGCAUUUUCCAGCCAACGAAGAAGAAUCUAGUGUUACUGGAAACGAAUAGGAAAACAAUUACGAAGAGGAAAACGUAAAAAAAGAUCUCCUUGGACUUGUAUAGAAGCGCAUAACAGUAACAAUAAUGAUAAUAAUAUUAUUAUGCUAUGUUACAUAUCGAAUAAUGAAUAAUGUCUAUCUAGCAAGCAACAACAUAUACCAACGUGUGCCGUACUUCGGUGGCGGAGCGUGUCACCCGCGAAGCACAGAUACCUGCAGAAAAGCUAAGGUUCCUGCAAAGAUUUGAGUUUUUUUGUCAGCCGAUUUGUUUGAAGCUGUCAUUAUUUUCUAUCACACUGAGCAAGAUGGCAGCAUCAUCGACCGGCAUUUACCCGAGAAGACCGUUCGAAGGUUGUAAGUCUUUUUGCCCGCUGAUGAGGUUCAUUAUGUCGGUAAUUACCGUUACUAGAUUAUAAGACGUUGGUAGUUGUUUGCUGCCAAUAGAAACAAGACUGUAGUAGCUUGCGUCUUUCGCCGUUGUGCUAGGAACCCUAUCCUUUACAUUGCAAUUGUAAAAAGUUGAUUCAGUACGCCACAUAUAGACAACAUAUUAUCGAAGCAUUUCACCCCGAAAAGUUCAUUCAGACUCCCUAUGUCUGGACGUUGUCGUUCGGUGAAAAAGAAUACAAAACAAUUCAGGCCCAACCGUCGUCCUGUUUGGCGCAUUCGUCCAGCGGCUACAAUGAUAGUGGAUCUGCCGGUGGCCUCGGCCACCGCUUGGGCCCUUUAAUCAGUAAAGCGCGUUCUUGCAGUGGUCUUCAUUCUCCGUUUGGUCCAUCCUCAGCUUUACAGCGCCGCUGCUUCUCGUGUCGAAAUCUCAGCAAAAAGAGCGAAUAGUCGAACGGCGAAGAGUGGAUUAGCCACGACGGAACCGGACCAGGGGCUGUUCAUUGAUACUGAUGCUACAGCUGCCACCGGCUUCGAGUGGCACAAGAGAUGCCCCCGACCACAACGAUGCUGCCAACGAAGACGCCUAUUGCGGCAGCAAUAACAACAAGUUCGAACGGCCGUAUUUGCAUCCGUAUGACGCGACGCAUUGUCAUGUGUAUCAUCAUUAUCUUUUGAAUUUCUUAACCACAUAAAUUUACUGCGGCGCAUGUUGUAGGAGUAGCACUUGGUCACGAUUGGGCCAAGAUUAAGAGUAUCAAUCCAAAUCUGCAUCUGACAAUGCAAACGACGUAGCGUAUUGAUAGCACGACUAAAUUAUUAGUGGUAGACGACCAUUAGUUUCAACGGGAAACUCGAUGGCCAUAAAUGAUUUUAUGUGAUAAUAUGGAGAUAAGGCCGAGGGUGGGAUACAGCAGCUGAUACGAAAGGAAAUAUCAUAGCUAUCGACAAUUAUUUUAAUUAUGCCAAAGAAGAAUAUAUACACACAUAUAUAUAUAUAUAUAUAUAUAUAUAUGGCGCUAAUGGUGACGACAAUGUUAUUAAGCAAAGUGUGUCGCUAAUUACACUAACGUCCUACUGCUCUUAGUAGCAGGUUUGUUGAUUAAAAGAGAAUAGAAAUAAUAAGAGCUAGACAAAAAGUCACUCGAAAUGUCAUCAGUUCAAAGUAAAGAAUAUACACAAUCUCGCGAACUUCUCCGAGGGUGAAAAAUAUAGUCAACGAAAAAAAAAAGGAAAAUAGCUUCGACCUUCAGCGCAAAGCUAGUACGAGCUGUUUGUGGCUGAGUUCAUCGCCAGCUAACCUCACCUUCACCCUGCUCAAGAUUUUCGCAUGUGCUUCCUUCAUGGUGCCUUUUUAGCCAAACCUUAAGGUUAAAAACGAUGGUAACAACAACAAUUCUAAUAGCAGCAACAGUAACCAUCCGCAGCAUCAACACAGAAACACGGCUAAUCGACAAAUACAACGGCGAGCCUAAUAUUAACAUUAUCAAACCAAAGUAGGGUGUACUGUCAACAACAAAAAUCAAUUCUGCUGCCCUUUCGACAGCAGAAACGUCUACGCCCUGUUCGCUCCCACGCGCCAUCAACUUGGGACUAUUUAUAGUAUUGUUUCGGUUGAUUCAAGCACAGAGUCAAUCCACAAGAUGAAUUAACCCUCUGUCAACCAACGGUUGUGUAUCUUUUCCAUCCAGUGCAAUGGGCUAUUGGAUCACGAUGAAGCGUUAGCAUGCAUCCUACUACUACUACUGUCGUCCUAUGCGCAAAUCCUAGUUAACAUCAGAUCAUCUAGAACCACAAUAUAUCGCCCACAACGGCGGUGGUACUGAAAGUAGUCUAACAGGAACCGCAGUAAAUGACAUAACCACCAGGCCACAUCAGCCGAAGCAACAGCCAGCUACUGCGGUCUACCUAACAAUCCGGUUGCCUCCGGUCGUCCCUGAAGUAUUUUCGAUUAGCGAGUGAAAAUCCGGCCGGGGCACCCGCCGUUGGCCAUCAUCGAAUGUGUAUCAUCCUCUACUCUCAAGAAAGGCACCUAUACGCCACCACUCGGUUAAUAUAUAGAAUGGCCGAAUUCCCACAAGCUAGCCGACCCAGCCACUAAUGCCUCUGACUGAUUCAUUCAGGCCAUAAAUCAGCGUUAGCAGGCAGGCAUCAUACUCGAUCAUGUGCGUUGUUAUUCGUCUGUAACAGCAAGCACAGGUCGAUGUCGAGUACUUCAUCAGCACCGUUCUGCUACAUCACCUGUACGCUAACAGUGAGUCACAAUAGAUCAGUCGUAGUGAGGAAAAGCUACACGAUCACCUGUUACUCCCAUCAGACUUCUCGAUUCUGGAAAGCCAGCAACUGCGAAACCUGACUUGAUGUUACAGCACCGCAACGGCUGAAGCAUAGCAGCAGGCAGCCCAUACGCCGCCGUAUCGUUUCCUCCCCACCGACUCGGACCCGCCGUCAGGGUUGUUGUAACGGCAGACAAUUGUAAAAACAACAAAGUUCGAUCGAACAAAUCAAAAGUGUCAAGUAAAACAGAAAUGACUAAACUAAAACAUGAGCUAAACCGAUAAGGCAGCUCCUUGAUAUAUGUACACACUGAGACGACUUUCUGGGCUGACGACAUCGGCAGAAAAACGAAUUUGGAGUCGCCACUGUUCCGUAACCGGGUCAGAUGUGUGAGCAGUUGCCUUGCUUUCUUUAAACGCUUUUCGACGACGACGGCGGCGGCGGCGGCUGCUGCUGCCACCGCCGCUACUUAUUGAAUAGUUCGGACAGUUUAUAGUCCGUUUUGUCGUUAGUGGCAGCAGACGAUGUCGUCGGGUGGAUCAAACCCGCUGUUCGCGACGGUCGGCGAGGCUCGCAACAAUAUGCGCGAUUUACGGACGAUUCAUGAGGAGGUCCGCGAAUCCUACGACCCUUCGCGCGAAUCACAUACCCGCGAGCGUCCAUUGUUGCGUUCGACCGGCAACGCGACAGGCAGCAUCGGUGGCCCACAUCACGCGCCACUGAUUCAUACAUCACGCGGAAGCAGAGGUUCGCGCGAGGAAUCGCGUGAGUAUUCACUGUUUGAUGUGGCCGCACCGUCUGCAGGCCGCGUCAUCUUUGACCACAACCAGAGCACGUUCCGUCUGGUAAACACUGUGGCCGACUUCACGCAGCAAUUGUCACAAUUGCAUGAGCAGUAUGCCGAGGAUCUUCAGCUUCUGGUCGAAGCCUUCCGAAAGCGCAAUAUCGAGCUCAAGAAGGAGAGACCGGCAUACACGAGCAGCCUGUUCAAUUGUUGGGAGAUCCUGCUGCAGGAGGUCGAGGUCGAUUCACAGGUGCACGGCGAUAUUGCACGUUCGCUCUCACAAAAUGUGGGCGUGAUAUUACUCGAGAAGACUUUCUUCCGGAAGAUACAGUCGCGAAAAAUUUUUCUCCACCGCGAGUCAUUCGAGACCAUUCUUACAAAAGCCGAAGAACUCUUAGCUAAGUGUCACGACAACUACAGUAUUGCCUAUGCUGCCUUUGCACAAAGUCGGAGUCCGCAGAAACUGGCGGAGUAUUAUGAUGCACACAACCUGUACGUGCAACAGUUGCAUGCCACUAAUGGCAUGAUCGAACAGUAUUAUAGCGUGACGCUGCCCAAGCUCCUCGAAGAACUUGAAGAAGUUUACUGCGACUUGAGCAACACCAUCUCGAGUUCGAUUCUAUCGGCAACAGAGCUUCUGGCCUGCAAAGUUCAAGAGCAGCAGGACCACUAUUCUGUAGUGGGCUCAGCGUGUCGCAACGUGAAUUCACGCGCGGAUCUAGCGAAUUUCGUGCGCACUCUUAGUGUCGAGCGAGGUGCAGGUCAACAUGUCCGACAUCAAUACCAAACGCCAAAGGAUUUACAUGAUACCGACCCUUCGCAGCCUCUUGACUCGUACCACACGCUGGGAGAUCAGGUGAUCGUGGACAGAUUGGCACAACUUCAAUUGCCCGCCCGCGCGGAGGCUCUUCGGAACGACCUGCACACGCUAGAUGUGCAGGUCCGCCAACUGCAGGAGGCGCUGGACUCAUUAUCAAGAUUGCAACAAAGAAGCAUCGAGUCGAAUCUGUUCAAUAAAGCGAACGAGCUUCAAGAGGAUAUGUGCCUGAAAAGGUUCGACCUACAGGUAGCCCAGAUACACCAGGCUGCAGUUAGGGCACAGCUGGAGCUCUUCCGUGGGAAGCUGGACGGUUUUCCUGCAUUAGAUUAUACGAUGGCUGGGCAGAAUGCGGCCAGCCAACACUCAAGCGCACAGGGGCAAACGACGCUGCGAAACCCGCAACAACAAGAUGCCAACAGUUUUCGAGAUGGACGCGUUGCCAGUGGGGUUGGAAGUGCAAAGUCUUCUAGCGCCGGGAAUACUGGAAGUGGUAGUAUAUAUGGCAGCCAGUUAGCUACGCUGCAGGCGGCCGCCGCUGCGUUCCAGCAGAACGCUAGCGGGGGCACCAUUAAAAACAAGUGGCUCAAAGCUUUCAGAAGCCUCAAGACAGGUGGAAAUAGUGGGGCCUCUGAUAAGCUUGAGAGCGGAAACGAUAAGAAGGCAAAAAUGACACCCUUUGAAAGCGGACAACAUAUAUUGCAGGAGUAUACAUACAAGAAGGUGGCUGCGUGUGACGUCUGCAGGGAGAUUUUACGGGGCCACGUACGGCAGGGCCUCAAGUGCAAGCUGUGUAAGAUUAACGUGCAUGCGGAGUGCCAAGACAAGGUACCUCGCUGUCAGCCGAAACCGAGGCUACUCAGGCGUCAAAGAAGUACAUCAGAAAUCGAGAGCAGGAUCGCCGUCCCCGUUGAUAAUGAAGACGAGAAGCUGGCGAUGAGCAACGGAGAAUGUGGACCUGGUAUUGGAAGCAUAGUAACGGGUGCCUUCGGGGGCUUCGGCCCCACGGGGGGUGCGAUAAGAGGCGUAGGCAGGGGCGGGGGGCUUAGCGUUGACCCCAUCUACCAAUUGCUUAAGCAGGCGGCAGAGGUCGGCAGCAGCGGUGCUGGCAGCAGCAGACUCAAAGAGGGCAACGCCAUGAGCUCCGGUUCGAAUCUUGGCCUGUUGCCAUCGGGUCAGCGAUCCGACAACUUACAAACACGCCGGCCACGUUCGAACGCCUCUUCCACAUCCUCUUCGUCGCAUAUGCUUACCGUGUCACCACAUGCGCCGCACCACUCCUCCUCUUCAGCCCUCGCCGACCGACGACGCCAAAUUGUCUCAGCCCCCCAUAGUCCUCAGAGGAAAAGGCUGAACCUUCGAAUGAAGUCCCUCUCGUUGGACUCACCUGACGCGAAUGGAGAUCCGCAGCACCGCCGAAGACAACAACACCCCAGCCAUCCAGGCCACCACGGGCCUCCAACGUCUCACGGCGGCUCACAUAGCCAGUCUCCUCAGAGUCCAGUGACGAAUCGGCGGCAAUUUCUGUCAGCGAAGACGGUUAGGAUGAGUUCCGUGGAUCUUCCCGACGACAACGAGAAGUCCCUCAGCAGUGCAUCCACUUCACCAUGCCCGUCACCGAAGGCCCACCGAUUACUACCGACAAAUAUAUACGUCGUUCUUUACGGCUUUCGAAGUCGACAGACGGACGAACUUGACCUCAAGCCGGGCGAUACGGUGACUGUAAUCGACACGUCAGAUCCAGACUGGUGGCAGGGAAAGUGCAUGGGCAAAGUGGGAUUUUUCCCUUCAAAGUACGUCGCAAAACUGCAUCCCGGCGAACGUGCGCUGCAAGUUGUGCACCCCAUUCAGGUGGCUGAGCAACCUGGCCUUGGAGGACCUGACAACCCUGGAGGCCCAGGAGGAUCUUCUGCCAAACUCGUGAGGGAUCAGUUGACGAAAUUUAGGGGACAAUAUAUAAUCUCGAUUCCAUUUUGAGCUGAGGAGUUAUGAUAUGCAAGGUAAUCGCUCCUAAAAGAUUUUUCUCAUUUAGUGCACAGCGGAUAAUGAUGACUUUGUUUGUCACUUUCAACUAAUAAGCCUACCCUAACAUUUCACAAGGUAUUCGUGGUUCUCAAUAGGUCACGGCUGAAAAAUGAAGCAGCGACCUUGAAGGUUGAUUUGCAUUUGCCAGCUGAGGGCAUGGUUAAUCCUAAUCUGGCUCAAAUUGUAAAAUUGAAUUUUAAUAAGUCAAAGCCGUGCCUCGAUCUACAGAAUUAGUUGUCCGAUUCGCUUGAAGGCACGACCUGAUAAAUGAACGAACACGAUUAUUUGCUGUCGCCCUGUUUCCCUAGUUUGUGGCAUUUUACUUUGGUCCUUCACAUAGAGGUUCCUUUAUCGAUAUUAUUUUACAAUGAAAUGUAUGGCAUCUGUCGAUACAUUUCAUUGUAACGGCUCUGAUUCUACAUUUUUACGUGUGUCUUAAAUGCGCCUAUUGUUCAAGCAAGCUACAAAUAGAGUAGGUUCCGUAUUGACACGUAAGGCUAAUCAGAUUUUAAUUUGAAGAGUGAAAUUCAAGCCGACCCACUUUUAGCUCUAUCCCCGUCCACUGGAUGGGUUGCGCGUGAAGGUUGUUCAAGUGUAUAGUAUCUUUUUUCUCUU